This is a messenger RNA of Microthlaspi erraticum, 306 nucleotides long. NCBI's taxonomy places the organism in Eukaryota, Viridiplantae, Streptophyta, Magnoliopsida, Brassicales, Brassicaceae. The record is from the annotation of a GenBank genome assembly.
AUGUACUUUCAGAACUAUGGUGAGGUUUUACAAGUGGUUAUCAUGAAGUAUCGAGACACUGAGAGAGUCGUUAUGCAGAAACACAUGAUUGAUGGAAAAUCUGUUACAUCAUUGCUUCAAGAUGCAAUGGCUGGAGCUCCUUUAAACGUUACUGGGAGUGCAUCUGGUUCAGGACCUAGCACCAGCAAUUCAUUACCAUCUAUGUUUCCGGCGGGAAGUGCUCCUCCGAGGAGUUGUGGUUCACCGCAUUCAGUGAAACAGAGUUUUACUUCAGCAGUCAAACUUAUAACAAACAUGGACAGUUAA